Molecule: messenger RNA, 6796 nt
Organism: Balaenoptera ricei (Rice's whale)
Lineage: Eukaryota; Metazoa; Chordata; Mammalia; Artiodactyla; Balaenopteridae
Gene: DLGAP2
Product: DLG associated protein 2
Exons: 16
Coding region: 239-3415 (1058 amino acids)
Biological process (GO): signaling
Cellular component (GO): postsynaptic specialization; glutamatergic synapse
Molecular function (GO): molecular adaptor activity
Source: RefSeq, a predicted model, not a curated record
CGGCCGUGAGGACCGACCGUGCGCUGGGCUCUAGCGGGUUGGAGCGGCGGCAGUGGAGGGGACGCGCGGGCUGGCGAACUGACGGGCGGACGGCCCAUGUCGCCCCGCACCUGCUGAACUGGAGCACCCGAGGAUGUCUGCGCUGAGGAAGGCCUUCCCACCAUCCGAGGCCCGGCCGUAGCAGCCCGGUUUCCCAGCAGCUGCCCGUGAACACCCGGCCCGCACCGGCUCCGCCACCAUGGGGACUGCUCAGGUUUUGCCCGGCAUUCUGCAGAAGCAUUGCUGUAUAUUACCAGACAGGAACACAGAGUCCCAGUGUACCCUCUGCGGGGAGCCGGAAGAGGAAGAGGGCGGGGACCUGGCCCAGCCGGGCAUCAGCUUUCCGGGGCCGGCCGAGGAGGAUCUAGACCAGCAGCACUCAUGGUCCCCGACUCAGCACUUCAAUGAAGACAGGUACUCCCCUGCGCUGAGGACUAUGAAAGGCUUGUCCGGGAGUCGGAACCAGCCCCCGCUGUGCUCCGGCCACACCUGUGGCUUGACGCCCCCCGAGGACUGCGAGCACAGCCACGGCCGCCUGCACCGUGGCCCGGAGGCGCGGCAGCCCUACCUGCUCAGCCCGGCCGAGAGCUGCCCGAUGGACCAUCACCGCUGCUCGCCGCGGACCUCCGUCCACUCCGACUGCGUGAUGCUGCCGGUGGCGCUGGGAGACCACGUGUCCAGCAGCACCUUUCCCCGGAUGCACUACAGCUCCCACUACGACACCAGGGACGACUGCGCCGUGGCCCACGCUGGCGCCAAGGCCAACCGGAUCCCGGCCAACCUGCUGGACCAGUUCGAGAAGCAGCUGCCCCUGCACAGGGACGGCUUCCACACGCUGCAGUACCAGCGCGCGUCCGCAGCUGCCGAGCAGCGCAGCGAGAGCCCCGGCCGCAUCCGGCACCUGGUCCACUCCGUGCAGAAGCUCUUCACCAAGUCCCACUCCCUGGAGGGCUCGUCCAAGGGCCACGUCAACGGCACCAAGGGGGACGGCCGGGCGGACGAGCACGCCCACGGCCACCACUCCAAGCACGGCAAGCGGAGUAAGAGCCGGGAGCGCAAGGCCGAGGGCCGGCACCGCUCGGGGCUGAGCAGCUGGUGGAGCUCGGACGACAACCUGGACAGCGACAGCACCUACCGAGCCCCCAGCGCGCUCAGCCGCCACCACGCCGACCCCGCGGCCCACUGCUACCCCGACGCGCUGCCCGGCCCCUUCGCGGACCUCUCGCUGCGCAUUUCCAAGAGCAACAGCGACGUCAAGUGCUCAGCCUGUGAGGGCCUGGCCCUGGCGCCGGACGCCAAGCACAUGAAGCGCAGCUCCUGGUCCACGCUCACGGUGAGCCAGGCCAAGGAGGCCUACCGCAAGAGCUCCCUGCACCUGGACAAGCCGCUGGGGCCCCCGGAGCCGAAGCCGCCCCUGCGGCCCUGCCACUACCUGCAGGUGCCCCAGGACGAGUGGGGAGGGUACCCCACUGGGGGCAAAGACGAGGAGAUUCCCUGCAGGAGGAUGAGGAGCGGGAGUUACAUCAAAGCCAUGGGUGACGAGGAAAGCGGGGAGUCGGACUCCAGCCCCAAAAUGUCCCCCAAGUUGGCCCUCCGGCCGGAGCCCCUGCUCAAGUCCAUCGGACAGAGGCCGCUGGGAGACCUCCAAACCCAGAGCUACCUGCAAGCUGCCAGCGACGGGCCUGCCGGCCACAGCCUGGACCCCUCUGCCAACUACAGCUCCCCGAAAUUCCGCUCCCGGAACCAGAGCUACAUGCGGGCCGUCAGCACCCUCAGCCAGGCCAGCUGCGUCAGCCAGAUGAGCGAGGCGGACAUCAAUGGGCAGCUCGAGUCGGUGUGCGAAUCCGUCUUCAGUGAAGUGGAAUCUCAGGCCAUGGACGCCCUGGACCUCCCGGGAGGCUUCCGCACACGGAGUCACAGUUACCUCCGAGCCAUUCAAGCUGGUUACUCCCAAGACGAUGAACGUAUCCCCAUGGUGAUUCCCUCUGAUGUCAGCUCAACCACCAGACCCACGGCAGCCGCGUCCUACACCAACUACAAAAAGACGCCGCCGCCCGUACCCCCCCGCGCCACCUCCAAGCCUCUGAUCUCGGUGGCAGCGCAGAGCAGCACCGAGUCCACGCAGGACGCCUACCAGGACAGCCGCGCCCCGAGGAUGGCGCCCUGGCCCCAGGACGGCCGCGGCCUCUACACCUCCACGGACAGUCUGGACAGCAACAAGGCCAUGAGCCUGGCCCUGGAGACGGCCGCGGCCCAGCGCCAUGCCGCCGAGGGCCAGGGCGGCUCGGCACGGACCAGUGACAAGGCCACCGUCGUGUCCAAGGCCGAGGGCUUCCUCCAGAGCCGGCGCUCCUCCGUCGGGGUCCAGGAUUCUGAAUUCCCAGAGCAUCAGCCAUACCCAAGGUCAGAUGUGGAAACAGCUACCGACUCUGACACGGAGAGCCGUGGCCUGCGGGAGUACCAAUCUGUUGGCGUGCAGGUGGAGGACGAGAAACGAUGCGGACGCUUUAAGCGUUCCAACAGCGUGACGGCCGCGGUGCAGGCGGACCUGGAGCUGGAGGGCUUCCCGGGACAUGUCGCCACGGAGGACAAGGGCCUGCAGUUCGGGUCCUCCUUCCAGAGGCACUCGGAGCCCAGCACCCCGACCCAGUACGGGGCGGUGCGGACCGUCCGGACCCAGGGGCUCUUCAGCUACCGAGAGGACUAUCGGACCCCCGUGGACACUGCUGACCUGCCCCCUCCCGACCCCUGGCUGGACCCGUCCAUGGACACGGUGGAUGGCGGCCACGUGUCUCCGUGCCACAGGGACGGAGCGUGGUUUCUGAAGCUGCUGCACAGCGAGACGAAGCGGAUGGAAGGCUGGUGCAAGGAGAUGGAGAGGGAAGCGGAGGAGAACGACCUCGCAGAGGAAAUUCUCGGGAAAAUCAGGAGUGCUGUUGGGAGCGCCCAGCUUCUGAUGUCGCAGAAAUUCCAGCAGUUUUACUGGCUUUGCCAACAGAACAUGGACCCCAGCGCCAUGCCCAGGCCCACCUCGCAGGACCUGGCCGGGUACUGGGACAUGCUGCAGCUGUCCGUCCAGGACGUCAGCAUGAAGUUCGACGAGCUGCACCAGCUGAAGCUCAGCGACUGGAAAGAGGUGGCGUCCCCGGAGAGGAAGGAGGAAAGAAAGGUCCCCCCUCCAAUACCAAAGAAGCCCCCCAAAGGGAAACUUACCAUCACCAGAGAGAAGUCUCUGGACCUGCCGGACAGACAGCGCCAGGAGGCCCGGAGGCGUCUGGCGGCGGCCAAGAGGGCAGCGUCCUUCCGCCAGAGCUCGGCCAGCGAGCGGGCCGACAGCAUCGAGAUCUACAUCCCCGAGGCCCAGACCCGGCUCUAGGGCUCCGGGCCCGCCCCUCCCGCCCCUUCUCCCCAUCACCCGUGCCAUGCAUCGCAUCCCUGGUCACUCCUGUGUCACUCCUCCAGCGAGCUCGCCCCAGCUGUUGUGUUUGUGCCAUAAACACCCUGGAACACCCUGACGUCCACGGUUUGCGAGCUCACGGCCACGACGACUUCUCCCCGGAUGGCCUAGCUUCCCGUCAGCAGGGACGGAGAGGCACGGGGACACCUGACCUGCCCACCCUGCUCUCAGAGGGGACGCGGGACACCUGACCUGCCCACCCUGCUCUCAGAGGGGACGCGGGACACCUGACCUGCCCACCCUGCUCUCAGAGGGCACGGGGACACCUGACCUGCCCACCCUGCUCUCAGAGGGGACGCGGGACACCUGACCUGCCCACCCUGCUCUCAGAGGGGACGCGGGACACCUGACCUGCCCACUCUGCUCUCAGAGGGGACGCGGGACACCUGACCUGCCCACCCUGCUCUCAGAGGGGACGCGGGACACCUGACCUGCCCACCCUGCUCUCAGAGGGGGACGCGGGACACCUGACCUGCCCACUCUGCUCUCAGAGGGGACGCGGGACACCUGACCUGCCCACCCUGCUCUCAGAGGGGACGCGGGACACCUGACCUGCCCACUCUGCUCUCAGAGGGGACGCGGGACACCUGACCUGCCCACCCUGCUCUCAGAGGGGACGCGGGACACCUGACCUGCCCACUCUGCUCUCAGAGGGGGACGCGGGACACCUGACCUGCCCACUCUGCUCUCAGAGGGGGACGCGGGACACCUGACCUGCCCACUCUGCUCUCAGAGGGGGACGCGGGACACCUGACCUGCCCACUCUGCUCUCAGAGGGGGACGCGGGACACCUGACCUGCCCACUCUGCUCUCAGAGGGGGACGCGGGACACCUGACCUGCCCACUCUGUUCUCAGAGGGGGACGCGGGACACCUGACCUGCCCACUCUGCUCUCAGAGGGGGACGCGGGACACCUCUCGAGAUGGAACCCAGUUCACACCUUGUUAUUUAUAUUUUUAUAAAUUGUGUGAUAUUAGAGGCAAGAAUAACAAAAAAACUAUGAAUGGGUGCAUCUCACCACUCACUCGAGGCAUUAGACACCCAAGAGGAAGGUGCUACAGCUUGAGUGCAGGAAAGAAAGACCCCACCCAUGGCCUGGGGUCACCGUGCCCUGAACCCAGCUGACCCCUCACGUGGUUCUCUGUGCCAAGUCUAUGGUGAUGAGAAGUCAUCUCUCCAGCCACCAAGCUCCCCGCCAUGUGCUUCUCCAGAAACCUAGGGGGUGAGAAGUCUGCCCUCCGCCACAGAUAUUCAGCGCAGCAUCUACACAAUCAGAAAGUCAGCUGAAUGUUCAUUCACCCAGGGAGAGACAGAUGGAAACAGAGCAGAGUCUUAAGAAAGGCUGGCACUUCUGUAGCAGGAGUAGAAAGGGCAAAGAGUUGUCCUCACUCAGAUAAAAGAGUCAUUUAUUUUUUAUUCCUUUGUAACUUAAAAUGUCACACAUGGUUCUGUCUUUAAGUUUCACCCUUUAUGCACCAUGUGAUUUUUUUUUUUUUAUAGAUGUAUAUAUAUUCUCAAAUGCUCUGUCAGUUGACUUUCCAGGGUAUCCUUAAAAAACAAAACAAAACAAAAAAAAGUUUGCUUGUUUAAAAUGACAGUUGUGAUGUUGUAAAAAGUUUAAGAAACAUGAAUGUAAGUGGUAAGUAUCUCUCAGUUUAAAUGGUAAAGAAGAAACGUAGUUUACAUUUGUAUUUUUCCAGAAUUCUCUUGUCCUAUGCAGUAUGGCUAAAGUCAAGAAUAUAUUUCUUGCCUGUUUCAGACAAAAAGAAAAAGGGCACAUUGUGAUUUCCAGCUGUGGACUUCAGCAAAAGUCCUUCGUUUUCGUGGUUCUGAUUGGCACCAGAGAAAAAUAGGAAGGUCUCUAACGGAAGGUUUCCCAUUCGUCUCAUGAAAUUUAGAUGCCGUGACCGUUGUUCCAAUCCGACGGUGUGUGUGUCUGUUCAGACAUCACUUCAGAGGAAGCGCCUGUGGAUUUAUCCAUUUGACCCCAUACUAGAGUCCUCGCUGUGACUCCAGGUAAAAGCAGGUGACGCGGCGUUUCCGCCCGAACGCCGGGUCCCCUGCGGCCCCAGGGGUGCUGUGCCCCCAGCCCAGCAGCACAGACCCUGCCCCAUAGCACUUUGUUUUCUUACCUUGACUCGCACUUUAAGACGCACCCAGCUCUCCCCGCAGCCUGAUAAUGUAUGAGAGCCUUCGGUGAGGUCCUCGCACAGCUGGGGCGCACCUUAACGCCUGUAGCUUUUCUUUUUUCCUCAUAUUCUACAUUUCACGAAGCAUGGGGUUCGUAGGAGCACAGAUGAUAUUAAAGCAUGUUUAGCUUCAAAGUUUUACUUUUUUAAAGCUGAGUAGUUAAGAAUUCCCUGUAAGGACAAAACCCUGUAAAUGGAACCUCAUAUCUGGUAUAUAUUUUACCAAACAGCCUUAAAAUAUAUUUGGAAGCAAAAAUCAGUACGAAUGUAUAUCCUUGAAAAAUGCAAAAAAAAAAAAAAAAAAAAUUCCCUGAAAUAUUCUUCUAUAAAUGAAUCCUAUUUCCCCCAGAGUAUUCUAAACAUUUUUUUCUACCUAAAUAAAUACCUAAAUCCUGAGUAGUAUACAAUACUGAUGCUUCUUCCUAUAUUCAGUAUACUAUGUUAAAGACAAAUGUAUUUGCAAGCAUUGGCAUUUUAGACUUUAAACAUGAUGUAUUAUUAAGACAAACAGUUCUUUAGGAAUAACCACAGAAAACUCGGUGUGUACUCCUUCACGUGGGGAAAUGUAAACUGCAUACGUGCUUGCCAACCUACUCACGUGUGCCUCACCUGGAAGCUGAUGGGUGUUAUCUCAUUUCCUUGAACUUGUACAAAAUAUAUACCAACAAGUUAUAAAAUUAGACAAUAAUGAUUUUAGAUCCCAGAUUCCCUGAUCCUGACUUAAACCAAAGUACUCACUGGAUUUGGAUUAAUUUUCUUUAUGUUUUGUAGACUCAUUUUUAUCUUAAAAUCCCCCAAAGUCUUGGCCUAAACCAUCCCUUGGUUAGCAAAUUCACCUACAACUAAAUUUGACAUCAGUUGUUGAUGUGAAGUGGGGAACGUGUACGAACCCCUGUUUGGUCCACGUUGUUCCAAAGAAGGUCGUGUGACGGGGGGCAGGGGGGAUGCUUGCGGCUGGGUCUGAUGAAAUGGUACCCGUUUGUGUGACAUGACCAAGUGCAAUAUAUCCGUUCUCAUGGUGACAUCCCAUCAUGAAAUGCAGACGAUAAGCCAUGUUUACACAUUGUACAUGUAAAGAAAAAUAAAACUGUUUAUAAUACUUGUGUUAGUC